Punica granatum (pomegranate) is the source of this 1548-nucleotide messenger RNA. NCBI's taxonomy places the organism in Eukaryota, Viridiplantae, Streptophyta, Magnoliopsida, Myrtales, Lythraceae. The record is from RefSeq and is a predicted model, not a curated record.
AAGGGAAGGAAAUUUCAUAUUUUCUCCUUAAUCGGAAAAGAAAAUCAUCUGCUUUUACUAAAAAAUGUAAAACGAAAUCUCCCUCCCUCUCUCUCUCUCUCUCUCUCUGUGCAUGCUUUUAAUGCUUAUUAGCAUUUACCCGCGCUUUCUCCUUUCUCUCUACCGUCUUCCUCCUCUUCUGGGGAAAUUAUAUGGGAGCCGGACUCUUGCCAUAGGCAAUGAACCCUGUCGGAAGAGUCCCGACCCAUGCGAAGGCCUUACGGAGAGCGCCACCAGGAGGUAAGUCCCAAGUGAUGGAGAGGCGGCCGGUAGCUCCAGGUUGGAGAAGGAGAACCUGGCGCGAGGUACAAGAGAUCAGCAGUGCUGCGUCUGUUUACGGGGACGCCUCUGUAUCGGCCAGGAAGCUGGCCGCACAGCUCUGGAGGAGGCCGGAGCACCUCCUGGCUGCCGCCUCCGGCGGAACUAAAGGCGGUCUGCAGGGGAGCGGGGAUGAUGAGCUGGGCUUUCAGGAUGUGCCUGCAUCCUACUUUGAGUCCGAGAUCGAGGGCGUUACUAAGUGGAGUCCUGCAUGGGUGGAAACCAACGGAAUGUUUACUUCGUCAGCGGUAUCAGCACUCAAAUGUGAGCUCGAGCAGGCCCGGGCUCGCAUCAGGGAGCUAGAGGCGACACCAUGUUGCUGUGAGAAAGAGAAACUCGAACACUUAAGGCGGGAAACACUCGGCGACGACAUUAGAGCCGAGAUGGGCAAUGGGAGGACCUGUAAGAUAGUGGAGAGAGCUGAUUCAAGGUUGGUCGAUGAGCUCGUGGAGGCGAAGUUAUCGGUGAAGUGGCUCGUACAUUGCCACAUGGCCGAGCGAAAGGAAAGAGAACUAACCGAGCAGUUGUGUAGGGAACAAGCCAUGAAAAUAAAGGAGGCUGAGGAAAUGAAGAGGGAAUUCAAGAGGUUUCUUAAGGAAGAAGAAGAGGAUAGAGAGAUGCUUCGGGUGGCUGCAGCGUGGCGGGAGGAGCGGCUUCAGCUGCAGCUGCUCGACGCAAGGCUGGCCCUUGAGGAGAAAUACUCUCAGCUGAACGCUUUAGUGGCGGAUCUCGAGAGAUUUUUGGGGUCGAGGGGCAUCGGGGAAGGGACCGGAAGAGAAGGUGAAGAGCUCAGAGAGGCAGUCGAGUCAUUAAAUAUCAAAGACGUCAAGGAGUUAUCUUAUGAACCAGACAGCCCAAAUAAUGUCUCCCCAGCCCGCGACGAGGAUGCCAAUUAUGGGGAAAACGAUGCAUCCGAGAUUGAACCGGUUUUCUUUUCCAGUCCCGCCAGUGUUCUCAAUAAUCUAAAUGCAAUCAUCUCUCACAAGUGUGAUGUGGAGGAUCGUCGAAACGGCAUGGUCUCUGGGACCGAGCUUCGCCCGUAGAGAGACCGAUGAGAUCGCACCAAAGUUCACACUCACGAGGGAAAAGGAAGAGCAAUUGUCGUGACGUGUAGUUGAGUGACAAGUUGUUAUGAGAAGCUCUUGAACAGAAUACGUAGAUUUGAAAAUUCCUAGUAAGUUUCCAUUGCCA